AUGAGUAAGCCAACGAUAGAAAGUCUGCCCAUCGAGCUGCGCAUUCAGAUUAUACUGCAGGUGCCCGAUCUACAGUCACUCCAGUCAAUAGCACUUUCUUCAACCGCUUUAUACCAGGCAUAUAUUCUAGCCCGGCAGGAAGCCGUGCCAGAAAUCUUGCGGAGACAGUAUGACGGACUCGUGGAAAUCCAUGAAGCCAUUGCCGCUGUCCGCUCGAAGCAAUUCCACGCUAACACCCCUGGAGACCGACAUAACAUCAUUGCGCUUCUAGACGCUCGCCGCCGCAGCAAAGAAAUCCGCCAGUUAAGCGCACAAUCUGGAUCGACACUGCCUCUCCCUGAUCAGCCGGCGAGCUACGAUGAAGCUUUGGAUCUCGUAAAGCUCCACGAGAUAGCGGUUUGGCUGCUUGACGACUACAGUCGCAAUGCAUCAUGCCCAUUCUGGAUGGGUAUACGUCAAUGGAAAUCCGAAGUCCUGCCCUUGAAGUUCUCCGCUUUAGAAAAGAAGCGCUACUUUCGAGCGUUUUACCGAUUUCAAACCUUCUGUAACCUCUUUGGACAGACUGAGAAUCCUGUUGAUAGCGGCGAGAGGCCAUUUGUUAAAAGCCCGUGGAACAGACAAUAUUGGGAAUUUGAGGACGACGAAGUGUGGAAGGUUUUCUUCGGCCCUUUCACACCCUGGGAGGAUGAAGAAUUUGCCUGUUUGUGGCAGCACUUUUACGACAGAAUCCACGCCAUCUACUGGGAGGUCUCUAAUGACCUGGAGGAGCACGGCCCGAAUGAGAGUGGCGAGCUUCCAGAAAAGCUGAGGGCUACUCUUCUUCCAAGCCAUACCAUACGCGAGACCGAUAAUUUGAGGCUUCACUCGGAUAAUGUUCGGGAGAAAAUAGUUUCCAUUGGCGGACGUUUUCUUUGCGAGCUUCUUCGAGAGAAAGACUUCGUCCGUCGCCGCGACAUGAUUUACGCAAACUACCUUACAUCCACUCUUGCAUGGUUUCCCAGUUAUGUUCCAUCAAAGUUCUCAGAUAAAUACCCAUUGUUGUAUCCUGCAGAUCGAUUCAAUUUUGGUACGGGCUUAGAUGGAUUGCGAGCAUUUUUGUCCACAUUGCCAGAGAUAGAGCGACCCAAUCUUUGCUUCGAACUAACCUGGCUUGAUGAGAUAGAGGAUGAUGAGCCUGUCUUCAAAGAAAUUCUUGAGGAUGGUGGAGAUUCUCGAAGCUUGGCCUGGGGGUAUGCGCUCUGGGAUAACGAGCGGCUGUACAAAUGGGCCCGGAAAUACGCUGCACCCAUAUUUGGCACAACUUUCUAA
Molecule: messenger RNA, 1308 nt
Organism: Aspergillus mulundensis
Lineage: Eukaryota; Fungi; Ascomycota; Eurotiomycetes; Eurotiales; Aspergillaceae
Exons: 2
Coding region: 1-1308 (435 amino acids)
Source: RefSeq, a predicted model, not a curated record